This is a messenger RNA of Gloeophyllum trabeum ATCC 11539, 1962 nucleotides long. RefSeq lists its product as uncharacterized. The record is from RefSeq and is a predicted model, not a curated record. Lineage: Eukaryota; Fungi; Basidiomycota; Agaricomycetes; Gloeophyllales; Gloeophyllaceae. The coding region runs from base 1 to 1962 and encodes 653 amino acids. The transcript has a single exon.
AUGUCCCAUUCAAUAAUGCCGCGCACAAACUUUUCUAAUCUCUCCUACGAGCUCAUCUCAAAGAUCGUGGAAUUUGGGACGGGCGACGGUACCGAUCCCGCCACGGGGGCCAUUGUGCCACCGAGUGCCACCGGGUUACUCGCCGCGACCCACGUAUGUCGCAGCUGGCGAGAAGCGACCGUACACAAUGCCACCCAUUGGAGGAACAUUUGGAUGGGAAGUCUGGACUCGGUGAGGACCAUGCUAGCACGGACACUACGAUUGCCCGUGGCGAUAGCCGGCUCGUUGUCGACGGCGGCAGACGGGAGGAAGCUGGCGGUCGUGAUGAACCAAAUAUCGCGCGUACGGUCUCUCACGCUGAGGGCUACCUCUGAGGCUUUGCGAGCAUUGGAUGGACGUAGGAAAGGGGAGGCAUCGAUCUUGGAGACACUUGAGAUCGAGAGGGUGGACCGCGAAGAGCGGGUCGAUUUAUCUUGCUUCGUCUCGCCAAAGCUGCGACACCUCGACAUCACGAACUUCGACUUCGACGAAUUCCGACCGCUGUUGAGCCCAUCCAUGACAAGCCUACGGAUCUCAGGCGCCUGCGUCUCGACCAGGACCGGCGAAGUGCUACAGCUUCUCCACCACCUUCCUCACCUCGAGUCUCUCGAACUCAAGGUGAACCUGCUGCCUACCGCGGAAGAGGGUGCCUUAGUCCAGACGACCUGCCUUGGAGCAUUACGUCGCUUAGACCUUGGUAUCCAAAGCAUCGGAGAAGCAGAACUCCUCGCAUUCGUCUCGAUGCCCCAUCUUGACUUCAUCCGACUCUCCAUUUUCUGCGACGACGACUUGCCCGAGAUCAUGGAGCUGGUGAGACGGCGGUUUGAGGUUGACGGCAGGACGGCAUUCGGAAGGUGCACAUUCUAUGCCCCAAAUCCCACCAGCCUUCAUGUGGAGUUGACGCCAAACGAGAGUGUACCUGCUUCGCUACCUCAGGUGGGAACGUACCUGGUGUUCGACAAUUUCGAGGAGUGGGAUGAAUAUCGCGUCAUUGAUCUGCUACGCACGAAGUUCGGACCGACCCGUACCGCGCCCUGGAUGUCUGCCGUGGAGCAUCUCAGCAUACGGAACGCGCGCGCUCACACGGAAAUAUCGACACAGUCCUGGAAAACACUCUUCAAGACCAUGCCCCGCAUCAAGACACUUCACAUUUUGGAGCGAGGCGUAUCUGUAUUCCCGACGGGUUUUUACUCACAGAAAUCCGUCGGUAAUCUCUGGUAUAGGCGGCCGCUCUUUCCAGAGCUUGAGUCUCUUGACCUGGAAGGUGUUUGGUUCCGAGCCUCGUCUCGGCUACCCGAGCAAGACCAGGGCGACUUUCUGGAUCGGCUGAUAAGACCUUAUCAGCGCUGCGAUGUGACACAGAACCUCAAAAAUCUUACUAUUCGCGCGGGAGUCAAUAUCUUCCACGCAGACAUCGAACUCCUGCGCAAAAUCUCUCGUGAUGUCCAUUGGGACGGGGUGGAGAGCUUUAGGGCGAGGAACGACACCUUCGAGGAAGGGAUCGACUUCGACCUUUACGACGCCGAAGAUGAUGAAGCAGGCCUCGAAGAUCGCGAGCUCGAAGACGGAGAGCUCGAAGAAGAAGAGGUCGAAGAUGAAGAGUUCGAGGACGCCGGGUUCGAGGACAGCGAGUUCGAGGACAGCGAGUUCGAGGACAGCGAGUUCGAAGACAGCGAGCUCGAGGACGGCGAGCUUGAGGACGGCGAGCCCGAAGACGGCGAGCUCGAUGAGGAGGAACCUGAAGCGGGAGAACUCGAAGAUGGGGAAAUCGAGGACGGCGAACAAUCCUCGAGCGAAGAUGAGCACGACGGUGAGAUCACGGCUCUUUCUGAGAGAGAGCGUCGGGAAGCGCCACCGGGCGCCAAAGGCAAGGACGGCGUGUCCUCCAAGCCGACCAGUAGCACCGAGAGCAAGGAGAAGUAA